Scutellospora calospora is the source of this 657-nucleotide messenger RNA. The record is from the annotation of a GenBank genome assembly. Lineage: Eukaryota; Fungi; Glomeromycota; Glomeromycetes; Diversisporales; Gigasporaceae.
AUAUUUGAAGAUUUACCAGAUCAAAAAAAUCAAUAUAAAUUAGGUAGAGUAAAAAAAAUCUUAUGGAAUAUAUAUCAACAGAGAGUAAUAUCUAAUCCACAAUUCUAUAAUGGAUAUGUGAAUAAUAUGUUAAACAUAUUUAAUCCAUUACGAAUAAAAUUCAUAAGGAUCGAAGGAGUUGGAAAGAAGAAAGUAGUAGUAUUUGAUGGAAAAUAUGAUAGAUGUAAAGAAUGUAGACGACGUCGAUUUUAUUGUGAUAUAACACGAGAAUGUCAAUUCUGUAAGAUAAACAAAAUUAUAUGUGAUAAGCCAAAGAUUAUACGAAAGCGAUUAUAUUAUGAUAGAACAGGAAUUAGAUAUUGUUUACCUAUAAAUGAACAUAAUUUUGGAACCAAUAGGAUAAACUUAGCACAUGUGACAGAUAUAGAUAAUAUAGGAAAACGAGUUUGUGAUAAAUGUAGAGAAUUAAAAUUCUGUAAUGCAAAUUCGAUGAUAAAUAACAACUGCUGUGGAAUCACAACAUGUCAGAUGAAUAAUGUAAGAAAUCCAAUGUUCACAUUUAACAAUAUUGGAAUGUUUAUUCAUCAUCAUGUACUUUGUUUAGAGUGUUUUAAUUCAUGUAAAAAAGAUAUUCUUAUAAUCCUUCGAAAUAGUAAU